Messenger RNA from Miscanthus lutarioriparius, 1272 nucleotides. The record is from the annotation of a GenBank genome assembly. NCBI's taxonomy places the organism in Eukaryota, Viridiplantae, Streptophyta, Magnoliopsida, Poales, Poaceae.
AUGGCGACCACUGCCUCGGCGAAUCCAAUCCGCGCCAUCACCGCCGCCGGCAACGACGAUGAGGACCCUGACCUUAUCAGCCCCUCUCGGAUUGCAUCCUCACCACCAUCCUCUCCCUCCUCCCCUCCCUGCCGCCGGGCGCACCCAAGUCCUAUCCCACCGCUGGCGCCGCCUAUGGCCCUCCGCGCCACUCCACCUUCUCGACUCCCACCUCCCGUCCCCGCCUCCUCCCUCUCCGCUGCCGUGUCCCGGAUCCUCGCCUCCCACUGCGGCAGCGCCGUGAGGUUCCAUCUCCUCAUCGCCCGUCCCUCCGCCUCAGACUUCGACUCUUGGCUCCGUUCGCUCGCCGCCAAAAACCUCCAGGAACUCGUCCUCCGGCCCCCCUCGGACGAGAUCCUUCCCCUCCCUCCGUCAUUCCUCGCCUUCCGGUCCCUCCGCACCGCGGAGCUCACCAACUGCCGCCUCCCCGAGGACGGCGCCGGUGGCGGCGAGGUCAAUUUCCCCCACCUCGGCGAGCUCACCCUCCGCCUCGCCAGCGUCCCCUCCUCCGCCGCGCUCCAUGCCCUCCUGGUCGGCUGCCCCGAGCUCGCGAGCCUGUCGCUCGACCGCGUCUUCGGCUGCCGGGCCCUCCGCGUGCGGUCCUGGAGCCUGCGCAGCCUCACCGUGUCGGUCUCCCUGACGCGGCGGCGCGUGCAGGAGGGCGGCGGCGCCGAGCUGGAGCAUCUCGUCGUCGAGGACGCGCCCGCCCUGGAGAGGCUGCUGGCGCACGACAUCAACUGGGGCCCAUCGAUAAACGUAACUGGGGCGGAGCUCCGGUGUGUGAGGACGCUGGCGCUGGAGAUGGCGGAGCCGCAGCUGAAGCCUGUGGCGGACUUCCUGAAGUGUUUCCCCUGCUUGGAGACGCUCUAUGUCAUGUCUCACAUGGUUGUUCCCCAGAGCAUGAGAAUAUUGAAUCAUGAGAUGGAUGAUGAUCGCAUAGAGUGCCUCCACCAUCACCUCAAGAAAGUGGUGCUGAAAGGUUACAGGGGGCGAAAGCAUGAGAUGCAGCUUGCCAGUUUCCUUGUUCGUCAUGCUAGUGUUCUACAGGUUUUGAAAUUCUUGUGUGCAAAUGUGUGCAGCGCUAAAUGGUUGACAAACCAGAAAAGACAGUUACAGGUGGACAGCCGGGCAUCUUUGGGGGCUCAAUUUGUUUUUGAGAAAUUUAGCAAGAGCUACAUCAGGUUUCUGAAGCCAGCAAGUAACAUAUCUUUAGUUGAUCCAUUUGAUACUUAA